This is a messenger RNA of Lemur catta (Ring-tailed lemur), 3317 nucleotides long. It is a transcript of the gene ARL4C, whose product is annotated as ADP ribosylation factor like GTPase 4C. The record is from RefSeq and is a predicted model, not a curated record. Lineage: Eukaryota; Metazoa; Chordata; Mammalia; Primates; Lemuridae. The coding region runs from base 311 to 943 and encodes 210 amino acids. Gene Ontology annotation, biological process: intracellular protein transport; endocytic recycling. Gene Ontology annotation, molecular function: GTP binding; GTPase activity. The transcript has 3 exons. Gene Ontology annotation, cellular component: cytoplasm.
GCGGCGGGAGCGCGGGGUCGCGGCCGGAGGAGGCGACGGAGCGAGCCCGGCCUGGGGAGCCGCGGCAUCCGGGGCUGGUUGGCGGGAGACAAAGCCGCGGCCGGGAGACGCGCCAUGCCCGCAGAUCGCAAGCCCCGCCGGCGAGGGCGCGGAGCCCGCGGCGUCUGAGCGCGUCCCGGGGACGCCGAGGCCCGGGCGGGUGCAGGCGGCGGGCGGGGCCCAGGUGCGCCCGGCCGCGUCGGGCCGUGACUGCUCGGGGGGCGGCGCCCUCCCGCCGCAGCCGCAGUGGCCGGCGCCGCAGCGAGGAGCCAUGGGCAACAUCUCCUCCAACAUCUCGGCCUUCCAGUCCCUGCACAUCGUCAUGCUGGGCUUGGACUCGGCCGGCAAGACCACGGUGCUCUACCGGCUCAAGUUCAACGAAUUCGUGAACACGGUGCCCACCAUCGGCUUCAACACGGAGAAGAUCAAGCUGAGCAACGGCACGGCCAAGGGCAUCAGCUGCCACUUCUGGGACGUGGGCGGCCAGGAGAAGCUGCGGCCGCUCUGGAAGUCCUACAGCCGCUGCACGGACGGCAUCAUCUACGUGGUGGACUCGGUGGACGUGGACCGGCUGGAGGAGGCCAAGACGGAGCUGCACAAGGUGACCAAGUUCGCCGAGAACCAGGGCACGCCGCUGUUGGUCAUCGCCAACAAGCAGGACCUGCCCAAGUCGCUGCCGGUGGCCGAGAUAGAGAAGCAGCUGGCGCUGCACGAGCUCAUCCCGGCCACCACCUACCACGUCCAGCCGGCGUGCGCCAUCAUCGGCGAGGGCCUCACCGAGGGCAUGGACAAGCUCUAUGAGAUGAUCCUGAAACGCAGGAAGUCCCUCAAGCAGAAGAAGAAGCGGGCCAGAAGUUCAGACUGCCCCGCCUCCGCUGGGGGAUCGCACCUGGGAGUCACCUGAGGGCAGGCCCCUGUUGAAAAUUCAUUUGUCUGCUCUGGGCCCAGAGAAGAUGGUGGUUUGGGCCAUCAGAGGACUGCCUGGGACAAUGCAGCACCCAGAGGGCACCGGGCACUGUGCUGGCCUUGGCUGGGAAUGGCCUCGAAGAUGCCCCUUUCCUGGUGCUUUGUGGUGGCUACAGAAGACCAGUUUUGUUGAGAACUGCUUUUCAGCCUGGAAUCAGACAUCUUCCAGAUGGUUUGGACCCUGUCCAUGUGUAGGUCAUUAUCACACAAAGAGACCAAUAAAAAUUAAAAAAAAAAACUAUUGGAGGUGGUGGCAAAUGAUGCAUUUACUGUUUGCAGGAUAGUUAAAGGUGUUUAAAGGGUAAGGCUCUUGGCGUAAAUGCUGGAUGGAGUGUGUGUGCGUGUGGAUACAGGGACCUCCCUCUGUACUGUGUAAUUGGCAUAAAUACCUAGACCUAUAUGUGUGGAAUUUUAAAUUCUCUUUGCCUACUGAUUGGUUUGGAUGAGCACACCAGCUGCAGAUGUGUGCUGAAUUGCAAGAUGGGUUUUUUUUUUGCAAGGGGUGUCUCUUGCAAUACUAACCGCGUGAUGAUGGGUUUUCAGACAUGUUUAAAAAAAAAAAAAACUUUUACUAAUGAAUACUCACCUUAGAAAUAUUCACCUUAGGAAAAAAGACUUUGCUCUGCCCUUUUAUAUCCCUUUAUGGCAAGUGGUGACAUGUUCAGAAUUCUAAUUUGAUUCAUUGUGGCCUAUCUGGUUAAGUAUUUCAUUAAAAAUGUCUCCUUAGAGUAUUUGAUGUCAUACACCAAAAAAAUAAAACCCCACCUUGUUGCAAAAGCCAGACCUCGUUGCAUGGAUUUAAAAGGGAAGGAAAAACACAAGGAUGAAACCCCUCCGAAUUCAUUCUUGUGGGAACUGGCCUUCCUAGCCAGCCAGCACUUUGGGCAAAUGCAAACAACAAUGAGUGCUUGAGAUAAAAGAAAGCAUGUGACGUAAUGGUCACUGGUACUCAGGCACUUUACAGUUUACUUGAAAGAAGCUUUGGAAAAUAGGUAAAGUGAAAGAAGAAUAAAUACAUAUUUUUAAUAAUGUAAUUUAAAAAAUCCUUUAUAAUCAGGACUGAGUCUUGGUUUGCAGGAGCUGUCAUUUACGCUGCAACACAGUAUCAAAAGAGAAACUUAAAACUUACUGUUUGAUUUUUAAAUUUCCUCUUAGAAUCCAUAUUUUCAGAUAGAAUUAUGAUUUCUCUGGCUGUUAUACAUUUCUUUACAAAGGAGGCCCAUAGAAAUUGGACAUGAUCGUGCUUGAGCAUGUGAUUUAGUCAAAUUAUAAGUCCAUACCUAUUGUCCAUUACACUCUGAAAGUUAAUUUAAGAACCAGAGGCAGAAGUUCUGGCUUCCUGCUUGAAACCCAAUUCUUAUAUGAAAUUCUGCAAAAGCAGAAACCUAGCAGCCCAUCGACUUUUUCUCUUUUGUCAGCAUAUUUGGUACCCCUCCAAUGCUGGUCUUUUUGUAGAAACUCAGUAGAGAAAGUAUAGCUAAGCAAUGUUGAAAGCCUGCCAGAUUUCAGUUUACAUAUUGACAGCAUAUUCACUGAUUUCUAAAUGGGCUGGUCCCAUCAUCUGAAGAUUCUGUAUAGAAUUAUAAAAAAAAAAUCCAUCUUUCUUUAUUUUCUUCACAUGCAACAAUUUCUUAAGCACUUUGACAUUUUGGUAGUUCCACACUAUUGAAAGAAUAAUAUAUUUAUUUUGUGACAUUGCAGAUGCCAAAUACUGUAACCUUCUUGUGCUAACGAUACUUAGGUUCAAGAUCACUGUUCAAAUCCUGUCAUGCUUUAAAAAUGAUGCAACAUGAUUUUGUUUUUUGCAUUAUCGAUACUUAAGGGUGCAAUCAACUGUUAGUAAUUGUGCAGUAAAGUAAAGCCCUGUGGUGUAUCAACUAAUAGUUAAGAGUCUCAGUUGAUUUCUGUAAUGUUUGACCUAAUAAUGGCCUAUUUUGUCUCUGACCCAACAGAGGAAGCACAGAUAAAAUCACCUUGGAGUAGUCAUGGAGGGGGAGUCCCCCCAGUAUGUCAAUCAGUGAUUUAGUAUGCCUUCUGCCCUUUGGAGAAUGAAUGGGUUUCACAUAGAGGAAGCUGGCCUCCCCAAGUGAGCUUUUGAAAUGUUUUCUAAUAGACACAGGGAGGCCAAUUUUGUUUCAGAACAAUUUUCUUCACAAAUUCUCUGUUAUGGUGUUGGGACCGUGUCCCCUGGUUUCAGUUUUCCUUCUACUGCUGUAGUUCUCUGUCUUGACCGUCCUCCUCUUUUGUUUCCAUAGCCUUUUAUAAUGCAUAUACGAUGCUGUGAACAGAAAUAAAUUAUUUAUACAAUCAAA